Papaver somniferum (opium poppy) is the source of this 2752-nucleotide messenger RNA. Its product is annotated as protein WVD2-like 7. Bases 350 to 2422 code for a protein of 690 amino acids. The transcript is spliced from 10 exons. The record is from RefSeq and is a predicted model, not a curated record. NCBI's taxonomy places the organism in Eukaryota, Viridiplantae, Streptophyta, Magnoliopsida, Ranunculales, Papaveraceae.
UUCUGCACACCAAAAUUAAACAAAGCAUUUCCUUUUCUGUAAUCACUUCUUGUGUAACCCUAGAAAGAAAAAAAAAACCCAGAUUUUGUUUUCUCACAUGGACCCCCAACAUUUGAAGAAUUUCAAAUUUUAAAUUCAAUGUUUUCUGGGGAUCUCAACUUUCACACAGAGAAGUAGAAGUAGAAGUAGAAGCAGUAGCAGCAGCAGAAGUAGGAAUUAUUGGUGUUCUCACCAUGGGUGAUUCAGCUUGUAUCAUGCAAACAUUCUCUUCUGAAACUCACCAUGAUACUAAAGAGAGAGUUGCGAGUUUUUGACUUCGGAUGUGAUAAUUUUGCCUCAGGGGAACCCAAUGCGUGCUCUCGGAGAAUCAAUCUCGUUUGGGAGAUAUAUGACGGAGCCUCUAGAUUGGGAGAGAUGGUCUUCUUUUAACAAUAAUAGGCACUUAGAGGAAGUUGAGAAGUAUUCUAGACCGGGGUCUGUUGCUCAAAAGAAGGCUUAUUUUGAAGCACAUUACAAGGCAAUUGCUGAAAGGAAGGCUGCAGCAGCAGCUGCUGCCGCAGAGGAGGCGGCUUCUUUGGCUGCCAAUAAAGAUGUCCUUGAACCGGAGGAACAAAGCAGUGGGAUGAGUGGUGGUGGUGAUAUGGAUCCGGAGCUAGAUGAAUUGUGUAAUGAUGUGGUUGUUGAUGAUGGAGAGGUGUUCAAUGCUGAUGUUGGGUGUGACGUUGAUGCUAAUGUAUGUAACUCUGGUUAUGAAAGUUGUAGCUUCGAGACAUCGAAAGUGGAAGAAGCGGAACCUGUAAUUAAAGAGGAGAUUCUUGUGGAGGAUUAUAAGCAGAUUGAGUCACCAAACCAGCAUGAAGAUGUGAAUACCAAGGGGAAUGAUAUCGGGGUAGAGAUUUGUAUAGUGAAGCAUAUUGAUAAGUCACCAUUAGAGGAGAGUAUCCCUGCCAUACAGGAGCUUUCAAAGUCGGCAACCGAAGGAAAACCAGCGGCUUCUCCAUUUUCCAGCAAAGCAUUGAAAAACCCAUCCUCAGCUGCCAGACCCAACACUCCUGUUAACGCUCAGAGUCCCAGCACUUCUUCCUACUCGAGGAGACCAAGCAAUCCUGUUCUCCCCCAGAGACCAAGCACUCCUGGUCAACGUCUGAGACCAAGCACUCCUGUUCAACGUCCGAGACCAAUUGCUCCUGUGCAACAUCUCAGACCAACCACUCCAGUUCAAUCUCGCAGACCAAGCACUCCUGUUCAAUCUCGCAAGCCAAGCAUUCCCAUUCAACCUCUGAGAUCAAGCACUCCCGUUCAAUCUCGCAAGCCAAGCAUUCCCGUUCAACCUCUGAGACCAAGCACUCCCGUUCAAUCUCGUAAACCAAGCAUUCCCGUUCAACCUCUAAGACCAAGCACUCCCGUUCAAUCUCGCAAACCAAGCAUUCCCGUUCAACCUCUGAGACCAAGCACUCCUGUUCAACGUCUGGCUCCUGGUCAACCUAUGAGACCAAAUGCUCCUGUUCAACCUCGCAGACCAAGCACUCCUGUUCAACCCCGAAGGCCAAGCACUCCUGUUCAACCCCGAAGACCAAGCACUCCUGUUCAAUCUAAAAGGGAAAACAAUGCCACUCCAAACAGUAAGAAUUCUGCAAGAGAUGCCAUGGAUAAAAAUAUAUCAACUCCAAAAUCACUUCAUAUGUCAAUCAAUUUUACACCUUCCCCAAGUCGUUCUGGUGAAAUCAGUAAACUGUCUUCGCCCAUUCUUUACAAGAAUCGAGACUCCAGAGUUGCUUCAAUUCCGAAUAACACAUCCAAGAACUGCUCGACUCCUCUCAGACCUCCAUCUAGGGCCUCUGCGAGCGUGAAUGGAGUUCCGAAACCUCGUCCAGUAACACCUCAAUUUGGGAGUAAAAGGUCCCAAGUGCCACCCCUUGGAAACACAGCUCCUGCGAGCAGAAAAUUGGAUGUGAAUUGUCGAUCCGUCUCGAUAAAGUCUAAAGCACCGCUUGGGAACAAAGCUCCUGCAAGCAGAAAACUGGAUGUGAAAUGGCAAUCUCUCACUAUAGAGUCUAAAACACCCACAUCCCCUGCAAGCACCAAAAUAGAUGUGAAAUGUCAAUCCCUUUGUAUAGAGCAUCCAAGUUCUUCAAGUUCUUCGAGUUCAUCCAGGAAUAAAGCUUGGUCCCCUGUUGCCUCCUCUUCCUUUAACUUCAGGACUGAUGAAAGAGCUGCAAAACGGAAGGAGUACUUUCAGAAGCUUGAAGAGAAAUUCAAUGCCAAGGAGGCACAGAAAAUGCAGCUUGAAGCCAAGUCUAAGGAAAAAGAUGACAACGAAGUUAGAAAACUGCGGCAAAGCCUCAGUUUCAAGGCCAAACCCAUGCCGAAUUUCAGACAGGAUCAGCAAAGAGUUCUCAGAACCUGGAAUUUUGGUGCAUAAGGGUUUUUCAGAAAGGCGAUCAAAAGAAAUUCAAAAGUAUAAAGGCCAUUGAUUGUAAUUGGUGUUUGCUGAAGACAAAUUGAAAUCAAGAGCCAAUUGCAUUCAUUGGAACAGCAUUCAUGUUCAUAGAGACGAUGUUACUUUGAGAUUAGUGUAAAAUUCAAAGUCCCCCUGUUAGAUAACAAAGGAUUGUAAUCCUUACAUGAACAUUGGCGUCUGCAUGUUAAAUAAUAUGUUCUAAUAUUAACUAAAUCCUGUAGUCCCUCUGUUAGAUAGCCAAUUAUGUUUUGUAAUCGUCCCGUGGUAAAUUAACUGAGUACUUUAAUCCCA